Messenger RNA from Drosophila miranda, 425 nucleotides. RefSeq lists its product as uncharacterized. Lineage: Eukaryota; Metazoa; Arthropoda; Insecta; Diptera; Drosophilidae. The transcript has a single exon. The record is from RefSeq and is a predicted model, not a curated record. The annotation marks the transcript as partial.
UUUCUGUUCCGUUUCAGAUCUGUAAACUUUAAAAGCAAGCCCGAGGGUGGCACUCGAAUAGUAGCCGAAGAAAUCAUUGAAGAGGUCAAAGAGGAGGCUGUGGACCCAUUGCCAGCCCCCCCGCCGGCUAAAUUAGCCAAACCCAUUUUCCCUCUUUCUGCGGCCGCAACCACAAGCAAAGUUUUGGCCGCUCAGCCUUUGGUUAAACGUAAAACCCCCUUGGUGCUGGUCAAGCCCAAGGCAGCAGCAACGACUAAGCCGACAGCAACCUCAACUACAGCAACGGAUAUUCCAAAGGCAGCUGAAGUUCCAAAGACCCCAGCUCCAGCAGCGAGUCUAUCCCUUCUAGCCGCCUAUAGCGAUAGCUCAGAGGAUUCCACCUGACACAGCAUUUUACUGAUCUUGUUUUUACCAAUUCCAAUAAA